Messenger RNA from Odontomachus brunneus, 655 nucleotides. RefSeq lists its product as uncharacterized. The coding region runs from base 11 to 550 and encodes 179 amino acids. The record is from RefSeq and is a predicted model, not a curated record. The transcript is spliced from 2 exons. Lineage: Eukaryota; Metazoa; Arthropoda; Insecta; Hymenoptera; Formicidae.
CGCGUCGACCAUGAAAGCCGACAAAAAGCUCGGCAACGUUCUCGCAUCGUGGACCUGGCGACCUACCCGGACCUCCUCGUACUCGGAGCUUUAUCGUCGUAGAUUCGACAUCUCGAGGUACUCGCAGCACAUCCGGUCUCCCGAGGGUUCCACCCUGUCGAUUUGUGGCGACAGCCAGCUCGAGGAGCUUAGCUUGGACGAGGAUCGCUCGUCCCUUCCGGCCACCUCGAGGGACGACAGCAGUGAACUCAGCUUCUAUCGUCGCUUUAUCGAAGGUCACGCUGAAUUUGCGACACGCACCGCGCUCUCUUGCGUGCUGGCAUCGGAUCCGAGACUUGCAAAUAAUACCGUUUUCCCUGGAGUGUCGAGGGCAGCCGGCGAGCGCUGUAUCGCGGACGGAAAACCAAAGGGACCGACGUACCGUCCGUACACCAUCGAGGAGUACAGGAGUCUGUCGGUGUCGAGGCCUGAUCGAUCUCUGGGUCCUAAUAAGGACGAGGUGCAAAUGAAGGUGCGUACCUAUGUGAGAAAGGAAUUUCGUAGAACGUAAGGAUUGUGAUUUAUUGUUUUUCCUUUAAGAUCUAGAUAUCGAUCUUGUUCGAAUAUUUUCUUCUAUAAAAUAAUUUCAAAAAACAUUGUGAUAAAGAGUUUUGUG